This is a messenger RNA of Paramuricea clavata, 9368 nucleotides long. Lineage: Eukaryota; Metazoa; Cnidaria; Anthozoa; Malacalcyonacea; Plexauridae. The record is from the annotation of a GenBank genome assembly.
CAAAUUAUUGCGUAAGCAUGCAAAAUUUAAAUUUAUAUGACGUAAUAAAUUACAUAAAUUACAUUUAAAAGAAAACAUAAAACAGAUUAACCAUAUUUCUACAUGUCGUAACAUUUCUACAUGUUACAUUGUCGUAACAAAACCAGACAAAGGAACAGGUGUCGUGGUGAUGAAUAAAUCCCAAUAUACGGAGUUAUUGAAUAAAGCGUCCAUAAACAACGAAGAGAAAUUCCAAAGUGUCAGUCUGGAACGACCAAAGUCAAAAGGUAGACCGGUAAAACACUACCACCCAUUGCUUCAGAAAGAGAAAGAGAUAGAAAGCGCCGUACGAAAGAUCUUACCAAAACAAAUCGCAGAUUUCAUAUCCCCGAAAGGUUCACGUCUUGUGCAUCUUUACAGUCUUCCUAAGACCAUAAGAAAGAAUUGGCAAUGCGCCCCAUCCUUUCUGCCACAGAUACCUACAACUACAAGCUCGCAAAAUGGCUCGACGAGAAGCUAAAGCCUCUUUCCACCAACGAGUACACUAUUCCUGAUCCCCUCUUAUUCUCCGAAGAAUUGCGAAAGAAAGAAAUCCAAGAUGGUGAAAUCCUAGUCUUGUAUGAUGUUUCCUCCCUCUUUACCAACGUCCCGGUUGAUGAGACAAUAGAAAUCCUGGUAGACAAAGCAUUUCAUAACGAGUGGUUCAACAAGACAUAUCAUCUACAACUCGAAAGAUCGGAACUAGCUAACUUGUUGAACUUGGCCGUGAAGAACCAACUUUUCCAGUUAGACGGUAAGCUGUACCAGCAGGUAGACGGCGUUGCGAUGGGAUCACCACUUGGCCCCUUGAUGGCGAACACCUUCAUGUGUUCCAUUGAACAGAAACUCGUUGACAACAACCGUAUGCCCUCGUUUUACCACCGUUUUGUUGAUGACACCAUUACCACCCAACGAAGUUUAGCAUCGGAAGAUUUUCUUAAUACCCUCAACAACUGCCAUCCAUCCUUGAAUUUUACAAUGGAAUGUGAAGUCGACGGGAAGCUGCCUUUUCUUGGUAUGGAAGCGAUAAGAACGCAUGGCCAUAUCGAAACAAAAGUCUACGUCAAACCAACAAAUACCGGCCUCCUUCUUCACUACCAAAGCCAUGUCGAUCGUAGAUAUAAGAAAUCAUUGAUUACUACCAUGCUAAACUGUGCAUUCCGUUUAUCGUCAUCCUGGAAACACUUUGUGGAAGAGUGUGAUCGUCUAAAGAGCGUUUUUGCCAAUCUACGAUAUCCUCUCAGACUUGUUGACUCAAUCAUCUCCGAGUUUGUAACCAAGAAAUAUGCAGAAAUGAACAGCACGACCCCAACUGAGUAUGUGAAAAGAGAUGUGAUUUGCGUGGCCCUGCCGUUUAAAGAUCAGAAGUCAUCUGAUAUUGUGCGAAGACAACUCGCAGGCCUUGGUACGGUGAUUGGUAGAGCAUUAGAGCCAGUAUUUAAAAGUAGAAAGAUCAAAGAAGUUAAAGUUCACAAGAUGAAACCACCAAUUGUAAAUCAACAACGCGUUGUGUAUAGAUAUAAAUGUGAUCUGUGCGAUGCAGAUUAUGUUGGCUAUACUAGUCAGCACUUACAUCAGCGCAUUGAUGAGCACAAGCGAUCGGUAAUCGGGAAACAUAUGAGGGAAGAUCACGAAGAGGAUGCGUCGAGAAUUGAAGGUUGCUUUUCAAUUCUACGAAAAUGCCAAGGAAAGUAUGAGUGUCUUCUAUACAAAAUGCUGUAUAUUAAGGAACUAUCGCCGUCCUUGAACACUCAAUCGGACUCGAUUCGUUCAAAACUUUAUACUUAGUCCUAUAAUUAAUGGGCUUUAUGUUUGUUUUGUUUAGUAUGUUUGUUUGUUGUUGUUUUUUGUGUACAUGUUAUAUAUUUAUGAAAGACAGAAAUAUGGUUAAUCUGUUUUAUGUUUUCUUUUAAAUGUAAUUUAUGUAAUUUAUUACGUCAUAUAAAUUUAAAUUUUGCAUGCUUACGCAAUAAUUUGCUAACGUGACACGAACGGUUUAAUUUAAAUCAACGCAAUAUAUGUAAUACUAUAACUUGAAAAUGAUGCACGCUGUAGCAUCGAAACGUCGUUUAAUAAAUGUAAUAUCGCUAUCAUUUGUUUCAAAAUUAAGUAAGUAGGGUACUCUAAAAUCACUGUUAUAUCUAUUUAGUCUUAAAACGACAACUCGUUUCAGACAUAUUGUGGUUUAAAAUAAGUGUAUUGAAUUAGUGCGCUUGCUUGCCGCGUGCGAAUUUUCAAAAAGUCUGCUCUUGAAUUCAAUCACAAAUUCGCCAUAUUGCUUGCGCCUUAGGCGGGUAGAAACAUUGUAACAGCUUGCUGCUUAAUGAGUUAAUUUGUACUUGAUUAUAUAAUAAAUAUUUUUGUUGUGGAUGUAAUUUUCUUUUGAGGCGGAUGAAAAAUAACAAAAUUUGUCUUAUCAAUGUUAAGGGAAAGUUUAUUACAGUUAAGCCAGGAAUUAAUAUUUACGAUAUUAUUAUUAACAACUUGUUCCAUGUCCAAAAUACUCUUGUUUGUACAAAACAGAUUAGAAUCGCCAGCAAAAAGGUGAAAAUCGAAAACUUUUGAACUAUUACUGAAAUCAUUCAUAUACAGAAGAAACAACAGUGGGCCGAGUACAGAUCCUUGUGGGACACUGCAAGGAACAACAAGCUUGUCGGAUACUGAACUUCCUAUGGAUACAAAUUGUUUUCGAUUUUCUAAGUAUGAAAUAAACCAAUCUGUUGUUAUUCCCCUUAUACCAUAAUGCUCAAGUGUAGUUAUUAAUAUUUGGUGGUUGACAGUAUCAAAAGCUUUACUUAAAUCCAAAAAAAUUCCACAAGAAAACAAACCAUCCUCAAUUUCUUAUUGGUAAUUGAUAUGACUGCUUGUACUGUAGAGUGCUUUGACCUGAAUCCAAAUUGUCCCUUAUAAAGUAUUUCUCUUCUUUCAAUAUAGUUAGUUAACCUUUUACACAUCAAUUUUUCUAGCAAUUUAUUAAAGAUUGAUAACAGGGAGAUUGGACUAUAAUUGUUGACACAAGUUUGAGAACCUUUUUUAAUAUAGGAAUUACACAUGCUGACUUGAAGCUUUCAGGCACUACUCCAGUUAGAAAUGAAUGAUUAAAAAGUACUUCUAAUGGUUUUGAUAAAUAUGUAUUAAGUAUUUUAAGUAAUUUAAUUGGUAUACUGAAUGGCCCGGUAGCUUUUGUAGGAUUUAGUUUAAUAAUUUCCUUUUCUAUCUCAUAUCUUGUAACAGGACUGAGGAAGAAAUUAGAAGUUUGUGGAGGGUUCAUGUAACUUAAUGGUGGGACAUUUGUACUUGGAAUUGAACUAUCAAGGCGAUUACCUAUAUUAGAAAAAUAUUCAUUAAAUGUUUUGGCAAUUUCUUGAGCAUCUACAAUUUCUCUACUGUUUCUAAUCAAUUUAGAGGGUGCGGUUGAAUGUUUUGGUUUGAGUGUAAUUACACGUAAUUUGAGUGUAAUUGAGUUUCUAAAUUGAUUGCAAUUUUCCUCAUUACUUUUGCAAUUUAAAAACUCCCUUGGGAUUUGUUGCUAAAAGCCAAAAAAAAUUUCCUCGGUUCCUGUUAGAAGUUCCUAACUUCCUGUUUUGUUCUGGGCGUUGCAAUUGGCUAACAAAAAUAAUCGACCAAUAACAACGCUCAGAACAGAACAGGAAGUUAGGAAAUUAAAACAGGAAGUUAGGAAAAUUUAAAAUGAAGUUUGGAAUAUUGCAACAGCCGAUAGGAACUUUGCAAAUUCCCUCAAGGGAUUUGCAAAGAGUUUUUCAAAUUUGCAAAGUUAAUGAGGAAAAUUCCAAAUGAGUUACAAAGUCAAAAGAGGAACGCUUCACAUAGUUUACCUGUAAGUGUUUAUGCCUCUCCAAAUAGCUUUAACAUCUUUACUAUGUUUUAUAAAAUAACUAUUAUAAUAUUUCUCCUCACUAACUCUUAAUAGAUUAGUUAAUUUAUUUCUGUAUAAUUUGUAAUUAUGGCUGUAGUCAGGGCUUUUAUUAUUUAGGUAUUUGUUAAAUAACUUAUUCUUAGUUUUAAUCGAAAUCUUAAUACCAGGUGUAAUCCAGGGUUUAGAAUAAAACUUAAUUUGUUUUUUGCUAAGCUUCUUAACAGGGUCAUACUUGUCUAUAAUAUCUGCAAUUGUAGAAUAAAAUCUGUCAAAAAUAAUAUUAACAUCACAGUCAUGAGGAAAAAUGGUUUCCCAAUUGACAGACUGUAUUUCAUCAAUUAAAGCGGUCUCAUCUAAAUUUGAAUAAUCUCUUUUAUAAAUUUUGAAAUUUUUUGGCAAUGCAUUUAGUUGGUUAAUAAUAAGAAAGUUGGGAAGACGAUCAGAUAUAUCAGAAAGUAUAUUGCCACUUAUAGUACGAUACUUAAUAGAAUUUAAAAAUAUAUUGUCAAUAAGUGUUGCUGUGUGAUUUGUUAUUCGUGUGGGUUUAUGAAUAUGUGGAGUAUAAAAAUAAGACCUUAAAGUCUUUACAAAAUCCUUAGUUGGAGUAUGGGCUGAAUAGUUGAGAAGAUUUAUGUUAAAAUCUCCCAGGAUGACACAAGUUUUAUUUUCUUGCUGAAUUUUGUCGAGACAUGAGUAUAUAUGCUUCUAAAUUGACUCUAGGGUGCCUAUACAAAACACCGCAAGUUAAUUUUUUAUUUAGUAUUUCAAUAUCAACCCACAAACCAUAUUGGUUCCAAGUCGUCAUGGGCCAUUUGUAGAUUGUCGUACGAUUUCUUUAAUUGUGCACAAUUAUUUUCCAAAUCAGUGAUUUUUGCUUGAAGGUCGGUAUUAUCAAACAACAGACUUUCUAAAAGCUCUUGCUUUAUUUUAGUUGUAUGCUUUUCAUUUUGAGAAAUCUAAUCAGCUAUUUUAGCAAUAAAGCUUUCGUUCACACACAUAGUGUCGAUAAUUGCGGAUGGUACAGCCUCAGCAAUGCAUUUAAAGAUAUCGCCAUCGCCUAGAAUUAGUUCAGAAAUUUGCUUUUUGAUGUUGUCAUCUUUCUUGGUUUGUUUAGCGGACAUUUCGAUUAAUUUAACAAAGCACAAAGAUAAUUUGAAAUGACUCAAUAAGUAGUUAAAGUUCUUGAUGAAUUUACUUCAGAUUCAUAUAGUAUAUAAGCUUGUGGCAGACAAGGAUUGACGUUUUACUCGGAGCUCUUAAACACACAACCCUUACCAAAGCAAAAGUAUGGGAAAGAUAUGGCAAAGUUUGGGCCAUAUAUGACCCAUAUGUGGGCAUGAUAUGGGACAAUAUAGAUAUCAUGUGGGAUUGGUAUGGUGUCUAAAUUUGUUAAAUAUUGAGAUAUGGAAAAGCUAUGGAAACAAACACAUUGCUAUUAAUCCUAUGGGAAAUCUGUGGGGUUACUUGGUCCAUAGGUAAUCCAUAUCAAUGGCAUGCUUUUACAUAUAACCAAUUCUAUGGGAAUUAUAUGGUAGUCCACACUUGGUUGUCCCAUAUACUUCCCAUACCUAUGGGAAUUAUAUGUAGUACACACUUGGUUGUCCCAUAUAAUUCCCAUAUAUGGGAAUUAUAUGGUAGUCCACACUUGGUUGUGCCAUAUACUUCCCAUAUCUAUGGGAAUUAUAUGGAGUCUGAACUUGGUGUGGUUCUGGCCUCCAAUAGAGAAUCAUACAUAUGCAUAUGAUUUCUAUGGCAAUGCUAUGCCAACACUUACGAAAAUUUCCUAUAGGAAUUCCUAUAAGAAAUGAAAUUCCUAUAGGAUUUGAAAAUUCCUAUAAGAAUUCAUAUAAGAUUUGAAAAUGGUGAAAAAAUUCCUUUAGGAAAACGAAAUUCCUAUAUAUAUACUAAUAUACAUAUAGGAAAUAAAAAUUCCUAUAGGAUUGGAAAAUAAAUUUAUUCUAACAUUAAUUAAAUGAAUAAUUACCGCAAUGUGCGCGACCAACAGACUGGUGUCUAGUUUUUUGCCACACGCACAAAGCAUCUUGGGAUAGGUCAUCACACCUCCGAUAUUUUAUAAAUUUUUUGUUUGUGAAUGCUUUAUAUGUUCAAAAUAGAACUAUUUUUGAUGAGAUUCAACUGGAUUUUCGCUAGUAAUACAUCAGCGAUGUUUGUAUAAUGUUCAGGUGAGCAUAUGUUUAUAUUUUGUUUUAUAAUAAAGCAAAUUAUAAAGGAAUACCUAGUCCAAUAUUUGUGAAAUUCGAGCAUGUGUUUCGAUCGGUUUAAAAUUUGAAUUUGCCGCGACAAUAAUGGAUUAGAACGCUGAUAUAAAUAUAUUUAUCUGUCUUUUAUACUUCAAUAAAUGCUACUAUAAGAGUUUUAUAUUUGAAUUAGACUUUUCAAUGUUUAUUGGUUAAUAUAUUUGUAUAUGCUAUAUAAAACUGUAUAUGCAAGAUUAAUUGCAGACAUUAAGCAUGCCUACAUAUAGACUAUAUAGUACUAUAUGCUCAUAUUACAUAUAGUUUGAAAAUUUAUCUACUUGCUCAAAUCAGCAGCAACCUUCCUAAGAUUCUGAUAUCAAAUUAAAAUUGAUAUUUCAUUGGGAGAGGUGUAAUUGCACCAGUCAAUAUGAAUUAAAAUAUGUUAGCCUUAGUGUAAUGCCAGGAAAAUUCUCCAUAUUUUUUAUGAAAUUAACAUUUAACUAUGUGAUGGUAUAUUCAAGUUAACGAGACUCUUUACUUACAUUUCACACUAACUCGUUAGGAUGAAUAUGCUCAACUUUCAGUACUUUUUUAUUUUACCUUGUCUAACACCAGAUCAAAUAUUUUACUUGUGAAAGAGAGUGGACAACUUUGAUAGGUUAUCUUGCUCAGUGGCGACUGUGGCGUAACGUUAUAUCAAGGAGCCCCCGGUUCAAACUUUUCGAAGGCCCCCCCUAGUAAAAUUGCCAGAGCCACAAGUCGAGCGCCGUAUAUGCACAAGUUUUCUAGUGGGUCCAGAGCAUGCUCACCCAGAAAAUAUUUUAAUCUAGACUCUCUGAAAUGCCAUUUCCCAGACUUUGGGGAGAGACUUUACAGAAUUCUGAUGGUCAGAGAAUGGCAUUGUUGCUCUAUAGGCUAUAGCCUGAGGGCCCCCCGUUGGGGUUGGGGGCCCCAGGGUUCUCCCGGUCCGAGCCCAUAGUAGUUACGCCACUGAUCUCGCUGUCCCCCUGUGUUAUGUGUAAACUCAUUAAGACCCAAUUCACACUAAUCUGCUCUAUUUCAAAGCUCAAUAUUUUGGCCUGUCUAACACCAGACUAUUUUGCAUUGUUUGUUGUUAACACAUUAAGAUGCAAUUCAUCCUAUCACUCCCCACCUUCAGUACUUUGAUAGUUAAUUAUCAGAUGAUUUUACUCAUCAAGAUGAGUGUUGGUUAUUGAAAGGUUAAUAAUUAACCGCAAAAGCUGCUGUGUUGGCAUAUUUAGAAGCAAUGUGCCCUACUUUUAGUACUUUGUUAUUUUAUUAAAUAUUUGUUCCAUUAAUGUUCCAGACUCUCCACUUAACAAAUAAAAUUGUCUGUCAUUAGACAUAUGGUAAAACAUAAUGAUUUGGCAUUUGACAGAGUAAAGUUGUUUUCUGUUAGACAGAGUAAAAUAAUAGAUUUUGUGCAAAAAUGCUUGAUGGAAAUUUGGCUGCAGAAUAUAGGGUAUAAAUUUUCUGUCAGUAUAAUCAUUUUUGUCAAAUCUGGCAAAAUCUUGACGUUUGAAUUAUUUCGUCCUGCAGAUGAUAGAAGUUGUAGAAGGAUCUGUCAUGUUCUGGAAUUGCCACCAGUGGGCAUAUUGCUCUGCAAGAUUUUCUAAUGAAGGCCCUGCACCAAGUCAGGUGAUACAAAAAAUAAACAUGAAAAGUGUAGAAGCCAGGCGUCCACAAAGAGUUUGAAUAGUCUGUAAUCAAGCCCACAAGUUGAGAGGACUGAGGACAUUAUAGAUACCGAUACAUUUAUAUAGAUCAAUAAGCACUUAGCAAUUGACAUUAUUGCAUGUUUGUAUAUAUAGUUAUACCAUGGUAAUUUAGUUAGACAAACUUUGCAAGUUCAUUAAGAAAUAGUAAAUUAGUUAGCAAUUUUGUAAUUAUUUGUUUAUUUAUUUGUGUAUUGUGUUUUUGAAGAUUUUUUGCAUGUUAAUAAAACUAUGUAUGCCACCAGUACAAAUUUCUUGAGCUGUAGCAAGUAUAUUUGGAAUGGUAUGGCCACUUGUUUUCAUCCCAUACCAAACCCACAUGUGUUAGCAUCUAGCAUUUGGAUGUUAGAUGUUAACAUGGGUUUGGUAUGGGAUGAAAACAAGUGCCCAUACCAUUCCCAAUAUAAUAUGAUAAUUGUUGCACCCAUACCAUUCCCAUAGUUUAUACAUCAAGAACCAUAUGAAUUCCAUAUCAUGUUCCCAGAUCAUUCCCAUAUAGAAUCCUAUCUUACCCAUAGCAAAGUUGUUAUGAAAUGAUAUAAGGAACCCAUUUAUUUCCCAUAGUAAGUGAUAUGGGAUAUGUAUGGAUUUGUACCAAAUACGUAUCAAACCCGCCAUAUCAAAAACAUGAUAUUGGUAUGCUAUGAAGGCAACCAGGCCACACCAAAGCCAUAUACUUCCCAUAUAUGGCCCAUAGGUUGAACCAUAUCAAUCCCAUAGUUUAUACAUCACGAACCAUAUGAAUUCCAUAUCACGUUCCCAGAUCAUUCCCAUAUAGAAUCCUAUCUUACCCAUAGCAAAGUUGUUAUGAAAUGAUAUAAGGAACCCAUGUAUUUCCCAUAGUAAGUGAUAUGGGAUAUGUAUGGAUUUGUACCAAAUACGUAUCAAACCCAUAUCAAAAACAUGAUAUGGAUAUGCUAUGAAGGCAACCAGGCCACACCAAAGCCAUAUACUUCCCAUAUAUGGCCCAUAGGUUGAACCAUAUCAAUCCCAUAGUUUAUACAUCAAGAACCAUAUGAAUUCCAUAUCACGUUCCCAGAUCAUUCCCAUAUAGAAUCCUAUCUUACCCAUAGCAAAGUUGUUAUGAAAUGGUAUAAGGAACCCAUGUAUUUCCCAUAGCAAGUCAUAUGGGAUAUGUAUGGAUUUGUACCAAAUACGUAUCAAACCCAUAUAAAAAACAUGAUAUGGGUAUGCUAUGAAGGCAACCAGGCCAUACCAAAGCCAUAUACUUCCCAUAUAUGGCCGUAGGUUGAACCAUAUCAAUCCCAUAGUUGGUCCAUAUAUGUCCCAUAUAAUUUGGUUUUGUAAGGGAAAUACUGUAAAUGAAAUGUAAACUAUAAAAGGAGUUUUCGAGGUAGUUUUGAUGUUUAUAUGUACUCAGCCCGUCUCAGGUGAAUAUAAUGUUUUUGAUGUUACUCUGAGUGUGUAUCCACACUGGGCAGGCUGAAAAGUUAACCUGACCACAGUGGGAAUCAAACCUGCGACCUUUGGGAUACUAGGACUUCCAAUAAUAUUUGGGAUUCCAGAUUCCCAGUAUUA